Molecule: messenger RNA, 1539 nt
Organism: Trichoderma citrinoviride
Lineage: Eukaryota; Fungi; Ascomycota; Sordariomycetes; Hypocreales; Hypocreaceae
Exons: 5
Coding region: 1-1539 (512 amino acids)
Molecular function (GO): manganese ion binding; metalloaminopeptidase activity
Source: RefSeq, a predicted model, not a curated record
AUGGAGGACAUCGACUUCAGCUUCAUCCUCGACGAUGAGUUUGACGCAGUGGCCAUAUCCAAGAGGGAAGACUACGAGGUUUGGAAGACGCGAAAGUAUCCAGCCAAGGAGCAUGCGCGCAAGGUGGCCCAGAAGCUCGGCGUGCCGGAUGGCCUCAUCUACCUGCCGGGCCAGACGUCGCAGAACUACGAGGAUUCGGACCAGCCGCCGCCCUUGAGACAGCGCAGAUACUUCUUCUAUCUCACGGGCGCCAACUUCCACGACUGCUUCGUCACGUAUGAGAUCCGCACAGACGUCCUCAUCCUCUGGAUCCCUUACGUCGAGCCGCGCCAGGUGCUGUGGUUCGGCUCGACGCCCGACACCGCCAAGGCCAAGCAGAUGUACGACGUCGACGAGGUGCGGUACUCGAGCCAGCUGCCCAAGUUCCUCGAGUCGCGCCUCACGUCCACCAACACGCUGUACGUGCUGCACGAGGACCAGGCGCCCGCGGGAGCCCGGCAGCAGACGCGGGCCAAGAUCAACCACUGGAUGCUGCAGCCCGCCAUGGACCGCGCUCGCUGCAUCAAGGACGAGUACGAGAUCGCCAUGAUCCGCCAGGCCAACGACGUCUCCAGCGCCGCGCACCGCAGGGUCGCCGAGAUGCUCCUCCGCCUCUCCAACGAGCGCGAGAUCGAGGCCGUCUUUCAGGCCGUGUGCUGCGCGCGCGGCGCCCGGUCCCAGGCGUACCCCGUCAUCGCGGGCGCCGGCGCCAACGCCUCGACGCUGCACUACGAGGACAACGACCAGCCCCUGGACGGCAAGGAGCUCGUCGUCGUCGACGCGGGCUGCGAGUGGCGCUGCUACGCCAGCGACGUCACCCGCACGCUGCCCAUCAAGGGCCGCUUCUCGACCAAGGCGGCGGCCGUGUACAACCUCGUCCAGACGAUGCAGGAGGAGUGCAUCCGCGCCAUCAGACCCGGCGUCCACUUCUACCGGCUGCACCUGCACGCCGCCGCCGUCGGCACCGUCGGCCUGCUCAAGCUGGGCAUCCUCAAGGGCGACGUCGCCGAGGUGUCCAGGGCCGGCACCAUCAGCGCCUUCUUCCCGCACGGGCUGGGCCACCACGUCGGCCUCGAGGUGCAUGACGUCGCGGGCCGCCUGCCGCUGAUGACGCUCCUGAACCUGGGCCUGGACGGCGGGAAGCGCGAGAUGAUUACGGCCGAAGCCCUGGCCUGGAUGAGUGCGGAGCUGGGCGACGAGGAGCCAGUGGGCUCGCGGGCCAAGGGGACGAGGGAAAGGGCGCUCCUUGAGCCCAACAUGAUUGUCACCGUCGAGCCGGGCAUCUAUUUCUGCCGCGAGUACAUUGAGGGCUACUUCCUCAACAACCCGACGCACGCCAAGUUCAUCAACAAGGAAGUCCUCGAAGGAUACUACAGCGUCGGGGGCGUCCGCAUCGAGGACGACAUCCUCGUUACCGAGGACGGGUACGAGAACCUGACGUCUGCGCCCAAGGGCCAGGAGAUGCUUGACGUUAUCAACGGCCAAGCGGGUCGCAAGUGA